UGCAUUUCUUGUGAAACACUGCACAUGUAUCAUUUUUUAACUUUUUGCUUAUAAAAAGUUAAACAACGAUUUGCGCGAUGGGUGUGCACGACCUGUGGUCCAUUCUGGGGCCGGUUCGGGAGUCGGUGCCGUUGUACAGCCUCACCGGAAAGACCCUGGCCGUGGACCUUAGCCUGUGGGUCUGCGAGGCCCAGCACGUCCAAGCAAUGAUGGGGAAAGUCACCAAACCUCACCUCCGGAAUCUGUUUUUUAGAGUUUCCUCUCUUACACUGAUUGGGGUAAAGCUAGUUUUUGUCAUGGAGGGAGAGGCCCCCAAACUCAAAGCAGAGACCAUGAGCAAGAGGACAGACAUGAGAUUUGGGUGGUCCGACAAGUCAGCCCCUAAAAAACAAACUACAAAGACCACCAACAGGGGUCGCUUCAAUGCUGUGCUGAGAGAGUGUGCAGAGAUGCUGGACUGUCUGGGUGUCCCCUGGGUGACAGCGGCAGGGGAGGCCGAGGCCAUGUGUGCCUUUCUGGAUGCCCAGGGCCUGGUAGACGGCUGCAUCACCAACGAUGGGGACGCUUUUCUCUAUGGAGCGCAGACCGUCUACAGAAACUUCAACAUGAACACCAAGGAUCCACAGGUGGAUUGUUACAGGACUUCUAGGGUGGAGACAGAGCUGCAGCUAGCCAGGGAGACACUCGUGGGUCUGUCCAUCCUUCUGGGCUGUGAUUAUAUUCCUAAGGGUAUACCAGGAGUUGGGAAAGAGCAAGCUCUAAAACUCAUAAAGACAUUGAAAGGACAAACACUUUUACAAAGAUUCAGCCAGUGGAGGGAGGAGGGCGUGGUUGCGCCAGAGUGGGUCCUAAAGAAGGUCCCUCACUGCCAUUUGUGUCGCCAUCCUGGGUCAGCCAAGGCUCACGAGCGCAGUGGCUGUGUGUUGUGUGACAGCAAGCACUUCUGUGACCCUCAAGACUAUGACUACCAGUGUCCUUGUCACUGGCACUGCUGUGAACAGACACGACAGGCCUCUUCAACAGAUGCCAGCAUCAGGAAGAAAACACUGGCAAGUGAUAAAUUCCCUUUUACAGAGAUCAUAAAUGAAUUUCUGGUAGACAAAGACAAGCCUGUCCACAAUUUCAAAUGGAGGAAACCGAACAUGCUAUUAAUGCAGAACUUUGCGUACAAUAAGAUGGAGUGGCCUAAACACUAUACCAGUGAGAAGGUUCUGGUCCUGAUGACGUACACUGAGCUGAUGAACAGAAAACAUGGAAGAGCGACAUUGUCUCUGAUAAAACCUCUACGUAUAUGGAAGCCAAGAGUAAGGAAUGCAAUCGCCAGCUUUGAAAUCAUCUGGAGUAAGCCAGAUCACUAUGUGUUUUCUGAGGACCACCCUGAGGACAGCCAGGACGAGGUGAGGACGGUGGAGGAAGAGGCUCUGUUCCGCCUGGCCUACCCACAUGUGGUGGAGCUGUACCUCAGGGAGAAGGCUGAGAACAAGACCAAGAAGAAGAAACCAAAGGGUAAGAAAGACAAGCCUUCGGAUCACUGUGAUGUUUCUGACCUCCUGGGCAAGAUGUCUUUGCACAAUUCCACUGCUGACAACAACACCCAACAACCCUCUGCCAUGGCAGCAGCACUGACCAUUACAACAAGUAACAACUCAGUGUUGGUCCUGGAGGGUCCAGAGUCAAAGUCUCCAAAAAAGCAUCUGGAUCCUGGUAAAGACCAUCCCCGCUUAGAAGUACGUCUUGGACCUCAGAUACAGGAAGUGAUGUCACCUCCGUCUUUCACUUCCUCUGGGAAGAUUCCAGAAGCAGCGGCCUCCUCUCCAUCUGUUUCCGUGGUGAUAGAUGCUCUUCACCUGAGUGACAUCGACUGGGAGUCUCAGUCAUUCACGUCCUCCCCGCCCCCGCAGGCUGCUGGCGCUCGCACUGCCACUGACCCCAAGUCACUCCAAACCACAAAUGAUAGUGUCGAAGAAAGGAUCACAAAACUGGGCCCCUCUACUGAUCUCAGAGCAGCAGAGGCCGUACCAGGGCCAAGUUAUGCAGAGUGUUCGCUGAGGGACAGGGUCCUAAUGAGAAACACAUGCAAGUCUGUGAACAUGGCGGACAAUGAUGACGUCACCAUCAUACACGUAAACUCCCAGUCAGCAGCACCCCCUUAUUUAAUUGAUUCUAACAACAGUGGCCCCAAGCCAAUGGCACUGAUACCCAUUAAAAGCGGCAAUGAUUCCAAGCCAUCAGAACAGCCGCUGGUGUGUGGCAAGAAAGCCACACUUGUUGAUAAGGACCAGAGCAUUGCAUUGCUCCAUAAGCCUCAACCUGCUCAUCACAUCUCAAAACCUAUCUCAUUGAACGCAACACAAACAGGCCCAGUCACAGCAACACAAACACAAGGGGCUAAACAACAUGGUGCCGGUGAACCAAAGCCUCCACAGAAGUACAGAUUCGUAAAGAAGGCCAUCUCAUCUUCUUCCGCUCUGCCACAAAGGAGCCACUCUGAACCUAGCGACACACAGCCUGGUCGGGAUGACAGGCACAUGAAGUUACAUCAAGAAACCAAGAAGAGUGUGUGUGCCAGAGUGUGUUCAUCGAGUGAGGACAGUGACACAGAGAACCAGUGUCGGGGAGGAGGGCAGAGCAGGGCCAAAGUCAAACCCAAAAGCAGGCACAGGUGCCAAUACCUCACAGACUAUUCACUGAAACCCACCUCCAAACCCAGCACCUCUACAAAGGCAGCCUGGGACACAGUGACAGCCCAGCCCCUCAGGCCUAGAGCUGUGUCUGCCAGUAUGGGUGAACAACCAAUGCGAGGCAGCUCUGUGUCUACCAUAGGGAAGUGUCAGGAUGUUCAUCCAAUUAGAGUUGAUGAUGACAUUGUGUUCAUUCCAAGCCCCGUUUCCCCAGUGAUUAUGUCUGAUGGUGAUGACUCAGUGAUUUGCAGCAAGAGCCCACUGCCAUUGGCAGAGAGGGUGAAGCUGAAGUUCCUGAAAUGAGUGAUGUAAUAUAGCAGAGGUGUUAGGACAGAAAAAAAUAAAUACUAUUUCCUAAUAUUAUUAUUUAAUAGUAUUCUAUCAAAACUUUAUCUAGUUUGUUCAGUAAGUGUGUUUUUAACCUUUGAUAUUGGCCUUUCCUUUUUGUCUUCUAUGUACACAAUUGUAGUUUUCUGCUGCUAUAUCUUUAAUGGACUUACAGUAGGAGAUGGAGAAUUUACUCAUGCAGUUAGUGAGAGGGCAUUUUUAUUUUUAUAAAACCCUAUACUUUUAAAUGUUUUUCUGUAUUUAUUUUGAAUAUUCCACAGCUCUCAUGUAAUGAUUGGACUACUAAGGUACUGAUGCAAAUGCGCAAAAUGUAAAAGUUUGGACAACAAGGCUCUCCAAAAGGAAGAGACAAUCAUUGACCAAAUAAAGAUACAAUAACUUUUAGACCUUC
Oncorhynchus keta (chum salmon) is the source of this 3420-nucleotide messenger RNA. RefSeq names its product flap endonuclease GEN homolog 1 (gene gen1). Bases 78 to 2984 code for a protein of 968 amino acids. The transcript has 13 exons. Gene Ontology annotation, molecular function: 5'-flap endonuclease activity; four-way junction DNA binding. The record is from RefSeq and is a predicted model, not a curated record. NCBI's taxonomy places the organism in Eukaryota, Metazoa, Chordata, Actinopteri, Salmoniformes, Salmonidae.